Dendronephthya gigantea is the source of this 1498-nucleotide messenger RNA. RefSeq names its product glycine-rich cell wall structural protein-like. Lineage: Eukaryota; Metazoa; Cnidaria; Anthozoa; Malacalcyonacea; Nephtheidae. The record is from RefSeq and is a predicted model, not a curated record. The coding region runs from base 49 to 1353 and encodes 434 amino acids. The transcript is spliced from 7 exons.
ACAUUGUUGAAUUCCUCAGUAAUUUCUACCAAAACCCAAUUAACUGAGAUGAUAAUUAAAUCAAUUUUACUCAUUUCCUGUUUUCAAAAAGUUUUGUCGAUGGAUAAAACCAAACCGUGGCAAAGUUGGCUCAUAACUUUCGCGUUAGUGUUGAUUAUAGAACUAGGAAGCGCUCGAAAUCUGCAAGUGAACAGGGAAAGUCCAUACGACAAUCGUCUUGAGAACACUGAGUUAAAAUUGGCGGAAGAUUUGAUAAGAAAAGAAGAUAAUCUGAAAGCAUGGGAGAGCGGUGGAUCAUGGACUUCUGGUGGCAAGCAAUCAUGGUCGUCCUCAAGUAGCAGUGGCGGUGCAAGUAGCGGGGGGUCAUAUGGAGCGGGUGGAGCUGGUGGUGGUGGUGGUGGUGGGAGCUUUAGUUUUGGAGGAGGGGGUGGUGGUAGAGCUAGUGGUGGGGCUGCAGGAGGGGGUGGUGGUGGAGCUAGUGGAAGCUUUGGUUUUGGAGGUAAAAUUGGUGGUGGAUCUGCAGGAGGGGGUGGUGGUAGAGCUAGUGGUGGGGCUGCAGGAGGGGGUGGUGGUGGUGCUAGUGGAAGCUUUGGUUUUGGAGGUAAAAUUGGUGGUGGGACUGCGGGAGGGGGUGGUGGUAGAGCUAGUGGUGGGGCUGGUGGAGGGGGUGGUAGUAGAGCUGCAGGAGGGGCUGGUGGAGGGGCUGGUGGGAGGUUUGGUUUUGGAGGUAAAAUUGGUGGUGGGACUGCGGGAGGGGGUGGUGGUAGAGCUAGUGGUGGGGCUGGUGGAGGGGGUGGUGGUAGAGCUGCAGGAGGCGCUGGUGGAGGGGCUGGAGGGGGUGGUGGAGGGGGUGGUGGUGGAGCUGGUGGCGGAUGCAACAGUGAAGGCGGCGGAUGGUUUGUUAUUCUACAUUCCUCGGGCUAUGGUGUGUGGCCUCAGGGUGGAAGAGCAACAAAUGGCGCUAGACUUGUUCUCGGUUCAAAAAGCGUCACUAACCAAGCAUACGUGUUCGUAUGGACUGCUAAGAAAUCCAUUAAACAUAUCGUGAGCGGAAUGUGCAUAAACAUGAAAGGUUCAUCUCUCGUGUUACAAAAAGGAUGCGAUUCAAUGCCCACGAUGAGAUUCAAAAAGACAGGAAGUGGAUUCUUGAGUUUGGCAACGAAAGGAUAUGUCACAGCAGGCACGCAUCUCGUCGCAAGAUCGGGUACUGCUCUAACAACAAGCCCUAAACAAACACCAGGAUCAGCCUUUCGCUUUAAAAACGCAGCGAAGAUGAAAAUAAGAUUUUCUUUCACACUUGGAAUGGGAGGUAACAAAACAAAAAAACUAAGAUAUUGGCGCAGAAUAAACUAGAAAACGUUGUUGUAGAAACGUUCGUGUUUGUCACGGGCACUAGGAAAGUAUGAAAUUUCAACGGAAAUAUACGACCAGUUUAAAACGAUUGAGAUUUGUUUUUUCUUCUUUUCAGGAGCAGGUGGAGCUGCUGGUGGAUUUGGAG